AUGCGUCUUCUCCCGCCGUUGGGGCGGCUUCUCUGCGGCUGCGGCGGUCUAACGCGCGGUGCGGCGUUGCCGCCCAGCUGCCGGCAUGUCGCGACUGCCACCGGCAGCGUUAGUACAAAGAUUGGCGGCGGUGGUGGUGGUGGCGAUAACAAUAGCAACGGCACCGAUGGGGGUGAUAGUGACGGGGGCGGACUUGUUCCCUCCUGCAAUUCCCAUGGCCAUGAAGCACUGGUGGACACUGGCACUUCCUCUUCUGCAGCAGCAACAACAAAUGAUGCCACGGCUGCUUCACAUCAUGACGGCGUCGCCGCAGUUCAUUACGCCUCCUUAUCGACUGCCCAAGGAGGCAUGCCGUCGAUUGUGUCCUCCGGGAGCCACGUCAUGUCUGAGUCCAGACUGGACGAACUUGCGACUCAGGAAGAAGAACGACGUGUGGCGCGGCACAAAAAACUCUUUGAGGACCUCAUUGUCUUUGAGGGCGGGGCACUCGCCGACCACGACUCACUGGGCACCUCGCUCAUCAUGCGCGACUUUAUUCACUUCGCUCUCUACCACAAGAAGUGGGGCUAUUAUCCGAAGUUGCAUCGCAAGUACAGGCAACUCAUGACAAGCGGUUACUUUGAUCCCGUGCCGUUUGCCAGUCUUCGGAACCAGCAUGACUAUGAGCUUUAUGUUGGCAAGAUUCACGAAUCAACUCCUGCCUGCAUCACACCAACGCAACUGUUUCAGCCUCACUACGGUUGGGUGCUGGCGGAAUACCUUGUGACAAUGAUGCGGGCGAAAUUUGACCCCCGUGAGCCGCUUGUUGUGUACGACAUUGGAGCAGGAACAGGGGCCCUGGCGGUGAGUGUGCUGGAUUACCUCGCGGAGCACUUUUCAGCCGUAUAUGCGCAGUGUGAAUACCACGUGGUGGAGCAGAACCCUCAGCUCGUGCAGGUGCUUCGUAACCGUCUCAUCACACAUUAUCAUCAUGUCAAAAUACAUAACAUUUCCAUUCUUAAUUGGCGUCAAUUGGAACGGCGUCGCUGCGUUUUGUUGGGAGUUGAGCUUCUCUCUGGGAUGCCACAUGAUUGCGUCCUGCUUAGCGGCGAUGGUGUUUGUAACGAACACUGGUUUGGUUUUCAGCAACAUGACAAUCUUUCCACUGUACAUGAACGCUACUACGCUUUGAAGGACCCUGUUAUUCUUCGCUACCUGCGUUACCUGCGUUGGCUACAAGAGGAGUCAUUUCAUAGUCUCAAGGUGUUGUGUCUUACGGGCGGGCGUGAAAACAUCGACCCGCCUCCUUUUACCAGCAUUGAACCGAACAUGAAUGACCCUCUGCGUGUUAUCAUGACAAAGGUUAUCUGGACUCACAGCCCAUUUCGAACCCUCUGGCUUCCAACCGUCGCAAUGCUUUUUCUGGAGACAUGCGCCGCGUUCUUCCCUAGGCACCAUCUUUUUCUUGUCGACUGGUCAGGCGUGCGGCAGGCCUUGCCAGGUGUUAACGGGCCAGUGUGUCAGUGCAAAGUACGUGUGGCGAAGGAUAUGUACCUUCGCCGCCCCGCCGACUCGCUGCAUGGCAACGCCGGCAUGGUUGACAUUUGUUUCCCCACGGACUUUGAGCACCUGGCGGUGGUCUACCGUAACAUCUGCGGGGCACAUAAGGAUAUUUCAAGUCUCACCCACCCGCAGUUUUGGAAGACAUUUGGCGGCGACAAGACGGCGCUCUUCACGACACGCAGCGGAUUCAAUCCGCUCCUUGAAGACUUUGAGCCUUUUCACGUCUUUGCCACCCACCACCCGCCAGAGAUGUGA
Trypanosoma cruzi is the source of this 1797-nucleotide messenger RNA. RefSeq lists its product as uncharacterized. Lineage: Eukaryota; Euglenozoa; Kinetoplastea; Trypanosomatida; Trypanosomatidae. Gene Ontology annotation, biological process: proteolysis. Gene Ontology annotation, molecular function: protein-arginine omega-N symmetric methyltransferase activity; aspartic-type endopeptidase activity. Bases 1 to 1797 code for a protein of 598 amino acids. Gene Ontology annotation, cellular component: mitochondrion. The transcript has a single exon. The record is from RefSeq and is a predicted model, not a curated record.